AUGCCCCGUGGAUAUCGUUCCACCACCGAACACUAUUUCGACGAAGAACAAACCGAAGCCAUUGUUCGAACCACCGCCUACCACCGCAGAGACUAUUGUCUAUCCGUCAUCUGGUUCUCGCCCCGUGAACACGUCGAUAUUCGCCUGUCAAUAGCAACCCCCUUUCAGCGGACAUCAAAUGUUGGAGUCGGCUCUCUCGACCGGCUACCCCUCGAGCUCUUAUUUGACACGUUACACUGUCUGGACAUGCAUUCUCUGUUCAAAUUUCGACAAUUAAAUCUCCGAUCAAGACAAAUGGUAGAUUCUCUCAGCCAGUAUCAGAGGGUAGUCUCUUAUGGUCUGAACCUCUUCUGUGCUUUGUUACGAACACGACUUGCCAUCGGCAUUUCUCUACUUGACUUUUACAACGCAUUAUGUACUAAAGCGUGCAGUUUUUGCGGCGAAUUCGGCGGUUUUAUAUCCCUCCUAGUUUGGAAGAGGUGCUGUUUUAAUUGCCUCCAGUGGUCUUCGGAAACCCAAGUGCGGACUCUCGCCUCAGUCCGAAAGCAAUUUCACAUGACUAAAGCCGACUUAGACCAACUGAGGUCAUUUAAGGCCUUGCCUGGAAUAUACUCGAUGAAUGAAUCUGUACAACAUUCCCGCAUUACGAUCGUUUCUCUCCAUCAGGCCACUCUGGCUUGCAGACGGCAACCGUUUAGACUUCCGCAAGCCCAAUCAGCGGGCUUAGACCGAAACCAAAAAAUCAAUUUCAUGGGAUCGUGUGCACUUCCGUAUUACGACAAACAGACUUACAGAGCGGAACGCGGAAUCUCGUGUGCUGGGUGUCAACUUGGUAUUGAAAAAGGCAUUAUCGGUACCAAGAGCACGAAAUGGGGAUACGAGGCUUGA
Molecule: messenger RNA, 888 nt
Organism: Penicillium digitatum Pd1
Lineage: Eukaryota; Fungi; Ascomycota; Eurotiomycetes; Eurotiales; Aspergillaceae
Source: RefSeq, a predicted model, not a curated record